AUGUGUACUUCGCCCCAUUCGAUUUCCUACAGUCUGUCGGCGUCUUGUCACUGUUUCUCUGUUUCCAAACUGCUGUCUCUGGCAGAGAAGGGUGUCAUUAAGAUCUACAAGGUCAACUAUGGGCGCACCAGUUCCUCUGUCUGCAGUCAAAAUCAAGCUGCUUCAGUGCUGGCCAAGACCGAUUGUCUCUCCAACCAAUUCACCUAUGUCAAUCAGAGUUGUGGCAACAAAAUCAUCUGCACGGUGACAGUCAAGAACUUUGCUGACCCCUGCGGUGGCACCUACAAAUACCUGGAGACGUCCUACGCCUGCGUAUAUGACUAUGACCUGUAUUACAUCCCUGAAAAAAAGACUUGGGACGAAGCUCUGGGACUCUGUAGGAAGAAUUACUCGGACCUGCUGUACAUCGCUCAGCCGGACGUGCUCAGACAAGUCAACACACUGUUCGGAGCGGCGUCUGGCGAGGUCUUCCCUGAGGGGGGCGUGUGGAUCGGGCUGCAGCGGAGUGUGAGCCAGGGUUACCUGGACUGGCACUGGGCAAAUGGCACUUCAGUCGAGUUCAAUAUGUGGGACAGUGGCUUUCCCACAGACCCCCUGUUCCAACACUGCGUCAGGCUGGACUACAACAGUACAGGGCACAUGGUGUGGAACGCUGCCUGCUGUGAAGAACAGCUGCCUUUCAUCUGCCAGGAUUAAAGAACGAGACAUGCUCAGCACCAGCUCCUCCUUCCCACUUCGAGAAACAACAUUUCUAGAAAAAGAACCAAGGCCUGCUGUUUUCUCACCACAGUUCGAUCCACCUGUCAAACAUUUGAGACAAGGGCACCGUAUGCAAAAUUUUCCAUCCUGGAUGCUGUAUCUGACGAAAAUGUAAAAUCCCUUGUAAAACCAUUUCCAAUGAUAGUUUAUUCAUUUUGUGCUACAUUUUUAGGCUUUGUCUGAAACAUGGAAACAUGCUGUUUCCACUGCUGCUUCAGCGAUUUAAUUAUUAUUUUUUGGUUUGUUUUAUUGUCUUUUACAAAGAUUAUGGUUUUGUUCUUGUACUGAAUCCUAAAGCAUGUUACAAUAUGAAAAUGA
Molecule: messenger RNA, 1077 nt
Organism: Lepisosteus oculatus (spotted gar)
Lineage: Eukaryota; Metazoa; Chordata; Actinopteri; Semionotiformes; Lepisosteidae
Source: RefSeq, a predicted model, not a curated record